GUUAUAUUAUUCAUCAGUGGUUAAAAAAUUAACAAGAGACAUACUUAUCAAGAUAUGGUAGUAGAGAAAUGUACGUGCCUGUUUAUGAAGUUUCUUCCUCCUUCGAAAAGUAUGUUUUAGUGAUCAAACAUGGGGUUUUAUAUGUGUAAUCUAUUUAAACUUUAUUUUUGGAUUUACAUUUGGACUUAUAUCUUAUACUAUACUACAUGCUAUGAUCAGCUCGUAUUUACCAACAAAACUGAGGUGAGUAGCAGUUCAACGUAUGAAGAUAAAGAUUCCCGUGGAUCUGCUGACAAAACAAUUGACAAAAACGUCAAUCAAAUAUAUAAUAACUGCAUGCACACUGCCACAGGGAAGAAAGAAGCUUGGUUACGUCUAGAUCUCGGGGACAUCUACAAUUUGAAAAGCGUUAAAAUAUGGUACAGGAAUGACAGGGGAGAUAACUUGAAUACAAAAAGACUCCAAGGAUUUUCUGUACUUACAUCCCACAGUUCAGAUAUCAGUCUGGAUGAUAGCAACUUAUGUUACGAGGACCCAAAAAACGAGACACUUAAUACAAUUCUUGAAGUGGAAUGUAUACAAACAGCACGAUACGUAACUAUUCAUAAAAGUGACAACGAGGAAGCUAUUCUGGAAAUUUGUGAAGUAGAGAUUUACGGCUGCCCGCGUCAGAGCUAUGGUGAAAACUGUGUCCCAUGCGAUGCGUGUAAAUUUGAGUGCGACGUAACCGGAAGAUGUGAUGGAUUUGGUUGUGUUAAAAAUACAGCAAACCUUGGACCAUACUGUAAAGAAUGUAAGGCGGGAAAAUAUGGUGAAGAUUGCAAUAAUACUUGUGGUCACUGUGCAAGAAACGAUACAUGCGAUAACAUCAACGGGUCUUGUCCUGGGUCAUGUGACGCAGGUUAUAGAGGGAAGAAUUGUCUCAAUGCAUGUCCUUUUGGAAAAUUUGGUAAUGACUGCAAUGAAAAAUGUGGCUACUGUGCAAAUAACAAGACAUGUCAUCACAUCAGUGGAUCAUGCAAUGGAUCAUGUGAACCCGGAUAUUAUGGAGAAAAAUGUCUCACAUCAUGUAGUUCUGGAAGAUAUGGUGAUGAAUGCAAGGAAAAAUGUGGCCACUGUGUAAAUAACGAGACGUGCAAUCACAUCAGUGGAUCAUGCAAUGGAUCAUGUGAAGCAGGUUAUCAAGGGAAGAAAUGUCUCACAGCAUGCACAUCUAGUAAAUACGGCAAAGAUUGUCAAGAAAAAUGUGGCUACUGUGCAAAUAACAAGACAUGCCAUCACAUCAGUGGAUCAUGCCCCGGAUCAUGUGAAGCAGGAUAUUAUGGAGAAACAUGUCUCACAGGUAAAACAUCGGUUUACCUCAUAGAUCCCACAAGUAUGAGAAAAAAGAUUGCUUAUGCAUCUGAUGUAAGGAGUAAAUCUAUGGGAGAAGACAAGAAGUUGAGUCCAUUUGAAGAAGAAAUUAACAAUAGCCUAAAGAAAUGA
Molecule: messenger RNA, 1485 nt
Organism: Saccostrea cuccullata (small rock oyster)
Lineage: Eukaryota; Metazoa; Mollusca; Bivalvia; Ostreida; Ostreidae
Product: multiple epidermal growth factor-like domains protein 11
Exons: 9
Coding region: 130-1485 (451 amino acids)
Molecular function (GO): scavenger receptor activity
Source: RefSeq, a predicted model, not a curated record